This is a messenger RNA of Colletes gigas, 2811 nucleotides long. Its product is annotated as mpv17-like protein 2. Bases 875 to 1408 code for a protein of 177 amino acids. Gene Ontology annotation, biological process: mitochondrial ribosome assembly. The record is from RefSeq and is a predicted model, not a curated record. The transcript is spliced from 4 exons. Lineage: Eukaryota; Metazoa; Arthropoda; Insecta; Hymenoptera; Colletidae. Gene Ontology annotation, cellular component: membrane; cytoplasm.
CUGUACUGUUUCUUUUAAAACACUCCUGUUAUAAUUAAUUCUCAACAGAAUUUUAGAAUUACCUGCGUUAGAUAAGAAGAAUAUUUUCACCCAAGUAACAAGGGGAAGUUGAGAUCACCAAUUUGAUAAUCCUCGUAAUCAUAAUCAAAGGUUCCUACAGUUGCAACUUUACUGCCAUAGUUGCGUCGAAUUAGCACUUUAAUGUUACGAGACCAACAUUUUCAAUUAAGCUUGCAGUUAGCUUGUAGUAAACAACGAUUAUGCGUGCGUGGAGGUUCACUGAUCGCAUUGUUAGCAUAAUUUCCAGGUAAAGAACGAAAGAGAUAAUGCACAAACAAGUGGAAAGCGUUCCAUAGUGGGGAUUCCUACCCACUCCACAAUCCCAACGCUAUAAUUAACGCAGUUUCAUCAAUUUCGUAGCAGUAAACUCGCGGAUUUAUAGCGCAACAUGACAACGUGUAUUUGUUUGUAAACUCUGCUUGAAAAACAGCCUAAUAGUUAGUAAAAAACGGUAUGUUAGGUCGUGUUCAGCCAAGGUUCCGUCUUCACAAACAUCAAAAAAUCAAGAAUAAUCGCAUGAUCAUAUAGUACUAAAAAGUACACAGAACAGUGAAAAUUUUCAAUCGCCGACUUUCGAACAAAUUAAGAAGAAAGAUUCGGACGUGAAAAAUAUUGUAAGACGAAAUUGAGAGUUCGUUUUGCAAAUGACCGCGUGGCGGAAGUUAUUUGGUACGUUUAAUAGUCGAAAACAAAGUUAAAAGCAAAACUUUGCUUAUACUUGAUCCGAAAAUGUUAAAUUUCGUCGCUUCUGCGAGUCUUUGAACUCUGCAGAGGCAAAUACCUGUUUGUAACGAACACAGUGAGUUGUGGUCUGAUGAUGGCAACCGCAGACCUAAUUCAACAACGCAGUGAAUUUUGGAAGAGGAAUAACAAUCUCUUGCCAGAUGGAACUCGAAUAAUUGCAGCGUCUCUGGAAGACGAUACAGAAAGCACAGAAAUGUACGUGCACGAUUAUGUGCGAACUAAAAAUAUGACAACGGUGGGUUUGGUUCAAGGUCCUUUCCACCAUUGGUUCUACAUUUUUUUGGAUAAAGUAUUGCCUGGAAGAAACGCGUUGUCAGUGAUUAAAAAGACAUGCUUAGACCAAACCAUAGCAAGUCCCACAUGUUUGGGAAUAUUUUUCGUAGGUCUUGGAAUACUUGAACAUCGAAAGAUCGAGGAGAUCUGCGAGGAAUUGGAAGUGAAACUCUACGACACAUGGAAAAUCGACUGCUGUUUCUGGCCUCCCAUGCAGUGUGUGAAUUUCUUUUUCAUACCUUUUCGCUACCGUGUGCUGUAUACAAACUUCAUGACAAUGAUCUACGACAUUUUCUUAUCCUACAUGAAAUACGAUGCCGAAUACGAAUGACGAAGAGAUCUCUGAAUAUCUAUCCUGAUCGAAACAGAUCGUACAAAAUUAUUCUUUGCUCAUUCAAGAAAUCCACAACGCUAAACGUGCAACUAUAAGUUUGUAAAUUUUCAAGAUAUUUGAUAAAUAAAUUACAAUGUUACAAAACAAACUUAGUUUGAAGACGAAGAAAUCUCUGAAUAUCUAUCCUGAUCGAAACAGAUCGUACAAAAUUAUUCUUUGCUCAUUUACGAAAUUCACAAUGCUAAACAUGCAAUGAUAAGUUUGUAAAUUUAAAAGAUAUUUGACAAAUAAAUUACAAUGUUUCGAAGCAAACUUAGUUUCUAGAAAAGAAAGAAAGUUACACAAUCCCGUUAUCGGUGUUUCAGAACGAUUGGUAUAUCAUUUAUAGUUCGACGCGACUAGAUAACGUUAAUCACGUUAAUUUCUGCAUUCGAUUGAUAAGGAUUCAGAUAAAAGAAAAAUAAAUAAGUAUUAUAUAGUGGCGUCGAAAAAGGUUUCGAAACUUUUCAAUCUGCUGAAUCCCGAAUGAUCCUUAUCAAUAUUUUAUUUGCGUUAAAUGGCAUGCAGUAUAUAACUUGUCUGAUGCAUCUUGAUGGAAUUUCUGUUCGUUAUCAAGAGGAUGUUGUUUAUUAGGCUUUUGUUUGGCGUUCGGCGACAACGGGAUUACAAAGUCUUCUAAGCCGACAGUCGCCAGUUAACAAACAAUGAUCAUUCCAAUGUAAAUACAAACAAUAAACCGACCGAAAUAAUAAACAAAAGCGCCACGAUACUUGAUACACUCUUAAAUCAUGUUUUAUAGAAACUUGUGUUACUACAGAAAUUAGAUUUAUUGUUUGUACAUAAUCUACAGUUUGUCGAAUUCCAUUAUAAUCUAGCCACUGUGAUCAUUAAAGGCAAUUUAAUAUUUAAUAUUUAAUCAAAUUUUGUUCCUUCUGCAAUCCAUUUAUAUAUAUUGAAACUGAAUUGUCAAAAUUGUUGUUUACGUAAUAACGGAUCAGAAACGACUAAUUGCACAAUUUUGAACGAGAAUUCUGUGUAUUGAAAGCGUAUGAAAAAUCAACUGGAAUUAAAAUAUAAUUGAUUAUAGCUUUAUCAAUCAUGUUAGCUUUCUUUGACAUAUACAUAUAGUAUUCAUUUUGUGUGAAGUAUAUCAUGUGCAGAGUUUCAAAACUGUUAUACUGGAUUUGGUUAUUAAAACAGAUAUGAAAACUGAAAUGAUGCAAUAACUGUUAUGAACAAAGAAGAUUCUAUCAUAUCUCGAUUUCAAUUCCAGUUUCAGUUUUACAUUUAAAGGAUAUAACCCAAACCUAGAUACUUUUAAUAGUAUUUGAAGAUGACCUAUAUUUAAUAAGCACAAAAUACAAAGCUUUGUUCAAUAUUUUAGCAUUAAUGACAUCGGA